Helianthus annuus (common sunflower) is the source of this 1920-nucleotide messenger RNA. RefSeq names its product putative laccase-9. NCBI's taxonomy places the organism in Eukaryota, Viridiplantae, Streptophyta, Magnoliopsida, Asterales, Asteraceae. The record is from RefSeq and is a predicted model, not a curated record. Gene Ontology annotation, biological process: lignin catabolic process. The transcript is spliced from 7 exons. Gene Ontology annotation, cellular component: apoplast. Gene Ontology annotation, molecular function: copper ion binding; hydroquinone:oxygen oxidoreductase activity. Bases 18 to 1736 code for a protein of 572 amino acids.
CUCUAGGGUUUAUAAUAAUGAUUCAAAAGAUGAACAAGUUCAUCACCUUCCAAGCCUUAGGCUUUCUUCUCAUUCUUUCAUUCAUCAAUUCACAAGCUGCUACUCUUAAAUAUACUUUUGUGGUUCAAGAAACCAACUACACAAGGCUAUGCAGCACCAAGAGCAUCUUAACCGUCAACGGACUAUUCCCUGGGCCAACCAUCACCGCUCGUCGAGGUGACACAGUCAUUGUUGAUGUUAUUAACAAUGGCAACCACAAUAUCACAAUUCACUGGCAUGGAGUGAAACAACCAAGGAAUCCAUGGUCAGAUGGACCAGAGUUUGUAACACAAUGCCCAAUCCAACCUGGGGGUAAUUUCACCCAAACAGUUUUGCUCUCUGACGAAGAGGGCACGUUGUGGUGGCACGCACAUAGUGAUUGGUCACGAGCCACCGUAUAUGGCUUAUUCGUCAUUCUUCCUAGGCUUGGGACUACUUACCCGUUUCAUCAACCCGAUGAAGAAGUGCCUGUUCUCUUAGGUGAAUGGUGGCGAGCCGAUAUACAAACCGUGAUGGAAAAUUUCCUAGAGAGUGGAGGAGAUCCAGCAAUCUCGGACGCGCUUACCAUCAACGGCCAACCAGGCGAUCUUUACAACUGCUCCGCUUCAGGGACAACUAAGAUAAAAGUCGAUCAAGGAAAAACAUACUUGCUACGAAUGGUCAAUGCCGGGAUGAACAACCUCAUGUUCUUCGGCAUCGCCAACCACUCACUCACUGUGGUUGGUAGUGACGGGGCAUACACCAAACCACUUGUAUCCAAUUACAUAACCAUAGCUCCUGGUCAAACCAUAGACCUUCUUUUCGAAGCUAACCAACCCAACAACCGCUAUUACGUGGCUGCCAAGCUAUUUAACGGUCAACCAGCCAGUCGUUUCCAAAACACCACCACCACUGCCAUCAUCGAGUACUCCGGAAACUACACUCCCUCAAACCCGCUCAUUGUCCCGAGCCUUCCAGCAUCCAAUGACCGCAACGCAUCCUUUAACUUCACCUCAAGUCUACGCAGUUUAGCUAGCGCUGAACACCCGAUCGACGUGCCAUUAACGAUCAAAAGAACACUUUUGUACACGCUAUCAAUCAACGCAAUACCAUGCGCAGCCAAUGAAACAUGUGAGGCCAUACGUAACACCUCGCGGUUUGCUGCCAGCAUUAACAACAUAACAUUUGACAUGCCGUCGUCAUCGGUCCUCCAAGCCUACUACCGAGGGGUUAACCGUGGUGUAUACGGAGAUGAUUUCCCCGAUAAUCCGCCAUUGAAAUUUAACUACACUCAGGCGAGUGGUUUGAAUGCUACGUUGCGAUUGCCGACGGUUGGAACGGAGGUGACAAUGUUGAAGCAUAAUCACACAGUGGAGCUGGUGUUCCAGGGGACAAACUUGGUGGCCGGAGUAGACCAUCCAAUGCAUCUGCAUGGGCACAGUUUUUACGUAGUGGGAUCAGGAUUUGGUAAUUAUAAAAGAUCAAGAGAUGCACCGAACUAUAAUCUGGUUGAUCCUCCUCACAUGCAAACCAUUGCUGUUCCUCAGAAUGGUUGGACCGCCAUUAGAUUCAAAGCGGAUAAUCCAGGUGUAUGGUUCAUGCAUUGUCAUUUCGAACGACAUGUGAGUUGGGGAAUGGGGAUGGUGUUUAUAGUAAGAAACGGGAAAGCUAGCAACGAUAAAGUUUUGCCACCACCUGCUGAUAUGCCCCCAUGUUAAUUAAUUAAAAUAUUUAUUUUGUAAUAGUUCGUUUUUGUGUGUUUAUUUUAUUCAAGUCGGUCUAUUUUUUGGCAUUUGAGUUUUUGUUUCGAAUUGUAAUAAGUUGGUUCAUUAGUUACCAAAUGUAUUCAGAAUUGUAAUAAGUUGUUUAUAUUAAAUAUUUGCAAUAAAAGUGUGCUUACAA